ACCGUGCCGGUACUUCGACCCCCAGCUGAUGAGAGCCUAUGAGACGCUAAAGUCCAGAGGCGAGAAGUUCCAGGUGAUCUUCGUGUCUGCUGACCGCUCAGAGGAAGCCUUCCAGCGCCAUGUUGCCGGCAUGCCGUGGCUGACUGUACCGUAUGAUGACCCCAGGAACCAGGCAGUGAAGAAACAUUUUGGGGUGGAUGGCAUUCCUAUGCUGGUGUUGGUUGAUGAGAAGGGGAACAUCAUCACCAUGAAUGGCAGACAGGCAGUCGCUGAAGAUGAGAAGUGCAAGGAUUUCCCCUGGUACCCACAACCCAUCGAAGAGCUCACAGCUUUAUCUUCGCUUCACCUGAAUGAGAACAUGUGUGUUAUCUAUUUCACAGAUGGGACAGAACCUGGUCUUAAACAAGGGAGAGCAGUGCUGUCUGAUGCAGCUAAUAAAGAAGCCGAGAAAGGAGAAGAGAGGGACCUUUUCUUUUUUGUGGCAGGGGAGGAUGAAAUCUCUGAUAAUGUACGAGACUUUGCCGACCUGGAUGAUACAUGCCCUCUUCUGAUAGUACUAGACAGCCCAGAACAGAACGUCUAUAUCUGCAACGAGGUGAAGGUCACGUCUAAAAUAGCAACAGAAUUUAUUGACAAAUUUCUGCGAGGGGAGCUAACCCCGGUCCCCAUCACACCCCUGUGUGCUGAUGGAAAUCAAGCUUCAGCGAUAAUAUAAAAGAUCAUUCUUUUUGUAUUCUGGAAAGUUAUCUUUCCUUGAAUUUCCCAGGAUUUUAAAUUUCUUCAAAUUUAUUACAGACUGUGAAAUGUGGAUAAUUAAACAAUUGUGGAACUGUUUCAUUUCUUAAUAUUUCAAUGGAAUAUAAUGGAUAGUUUAUUCCAAUUUGGUUUAUCCAUAAAAUGACAAAUUAUACAACUGCAACUAUUUGUGAUGUGUUUAAAAUUUUCAUGGGCAAUUUUCUUUUAUGUGAUUAACAGAAGCAGACAACUCUGCUGAAAUCUCCUUUCAUUAAGAAGGGAAAUAAUUGAGGUCGAACUAUAAACAAGGACCUACAUUAAUCUCUGGCUCACAAAAAUCAUUCAUACCUGACAUAUUUAGCACAUUUUUAAACGUUUCCAUUUGUUCUAAGUUCAUUUCACUCAAAUUUUCAAAUAGGCCUACUUAGAUUACUACUUGUUAUGUAGAGUAUAAUCUGAAUCUAGAUUUAACUUUUUUUCUAUGUGUUCUCAAUCAAAUCUUCUUUUAUUUCAAAUGCAAAAACUAAACUAUUCUUUAAUCUUUUUAUUUAAAAAGUUAAAUGUUUUUUCUAUACCUUCAAAUGGUAUUUUUUUACUUCCUGAAUUAAAAAUGAAUUUUUUCAACAUGUAAUUAAAGACUAAUUAUAAAAUGAUCUUUUGCCUGACAACUGUUUUCAAAUUGUUGUAAGUAGCUUUGUACUUUUCUGAUGUUACAUUUAGCAGUCCUGAUUCAUGUGGACUAUUCAGUAAUUUGUAAACAACAGUAGAUUUCUUGACUUGUGUGCUUCAAUGGGAAUAAGUAUGUUAAAGUUGUUACAUUUUUUUGUACUUUAAAGCUGCAUUAGUGUUGUGUAUGUGCAUUUGAAAUGAGAAAUUGUAAAAACAAUGAUCAUGAAUGUUUUAUCGAUUCAUUAAAUGUGCAUGUUAUUUUUACAUCAAAUAUUUUAAUCAGUACUUUGGAAAUGUGUGCUGAGUUACUGCCCUUAUAGCAGACUUGUCAGUGAAUGGUUGCUAAGAUAAACAUGUCAGUAAAUGGUUGCUAAGAUAAACAUUUCAGUAAAUGGUUGCUAAGAUAAACAUUUCAGUAAAUGGUUGCUAAGAUAAACAUGUCAGUAAAUGGUUGCUAAGAUAAACAUGUCAGUAAAUGGUUGCUAAGAUAAACAUGUCAGUAAAUGGUUGCUAAGAUAAACAUGUCAGUAAAUGGUUGCUAAGAUAAACAUUUCAGUAAAUGGUUGCUAAGAUAAACAUGUCAGUAAAUGGUUGCUAAGAUAAACAUGUCAGUAAAUGGUUGCUAAGACAAACAUGUCAGUAAAUGGUUGCUAAGAUAAACAUUUCAGUGAUAUAGUUGUGUUGUCAUGGUCUCUGUGGUUGCAUGUAGUGAUAUCUUUAUUUCUACAUUGUAGUCUACGUCUUAUUUUUUAAACACUGUUUUCAUUAUUUCCUGAAGUAAAUGUCCAUUUACAGUAGUUGCCAAAUCCAUUUUACAAAACAUCCAGUCCA
Messenger RNA from Physella acuta, 2235 nucleotides. Its product is annotated as nucleoredoxin. The record is from RefSeq and is a predicted model, not a curated record. Gene Ontology annotation, biological process: negative regulation of protein ubiquitination; negative regulation of Wnt signaling pathway. Gene Ontology annotation, cellular component: nucleus. NCBI's taxonomy places the organism in Eukaryota, Metazoa, Mollusca, Gastropoda, Physidae. Gene Ontology annotation, molecular function: thioredoxin-disulfide reductase (NADPH) activity.